Lottia gigantea (owl limpet) is the source of this 552-nucleotide messenger RNA. RefSeq lists its product as hypothetical. NCBI's taxonomy places the organism in Eukaryota, Metazoa, Mollusca, Gastropoda, Lottiidae. The record is from RefSeq and is a predicted model, not a curated record. The coding region runs from base 1 to 552 and encodes 183 amino acids. The transcript has a single exon.
AUGGCGACUGGUCUUGGAAAAGAGUUUCCGUUUAAUUUACAAAAUGGAAACGUUCACCACAAAAAGCAACGAGGACGUCAACAACAGAGACGUCGUCAUCUGAAUCGUGUUAUGGACGUGGAGGAAAUAUUGGCGUUACUUGAAGAACUUAAACAAGAACAAGAACAAGAAAAAUUCGAACAAUCACAACGAAUUCGACGCGAACGUGAACAAGAAGAAAAAAGGCAAUUAUCGAAAGCAAGUGGUAUCACGGAAUCUAUAGAUAUAUUAUGUGAAACUUGUGAAAGACUUGCUGGAUAUUCCGAUUUGGAUCCAGAAGCUCAAAGAAAACAGAGAUAUGCUCAACAAAAACGAAGACAAAAAUUACAAAAACGAAUAUUAGAUCUUGAAUUAUUAGUUCAGUUCCUAAAAGAAUUGAAAUUAAAACAAUCAAAUUCAGAUUCUGAUGAAGAAGGCGGUGAAGAGACAGAAGCUCGGUCUAAUUUAUUUCUUUUCUUGUUUUUCGGUAUAUUUGUUUGUUUCGUAUUUUGUGAUUUGUAUAAAUCAUGGUGA